AUGGCCACGAUACCGAAUGGUGACCUCAACAACACCUCAGCCGAACGGGUUCGAGCUGAAAUCGCCAUUGAUCCUGCGUACCAACAUCUCUCACUUGCGAUACCCCCCUCCGACGACGAUGCCGAAAUCCGAAAAUUAUACAGACCAUUCAUACUCGAGGGGGAUGAUGCAGAACAAGACUGGGUUUCUCAGUUGGAGCUGAGUACUGUGUUGAGAAUGGUAGACACACAAGUGCUCCAACGGGGUGAUGAUAGGCUCAGAGUAGUAGUUUUGUAUGGGAGCAUGCGGCAGAGAUCCUACUCCCGCCUGCUAGCAUACGAAGCCAGCAGAGUACUUUUCCGACUUGGCUGCGAUGUGCGCAUAUAUGAUCCUACUGAUCUUCCCGUCAAAGAUGACGUGCAACAUACACAUCCCAAAGUGCAAGAGCUACGCGACUUGAGUAAGUGGAGCGAUGGACAUGUAUGGAUAUGUCCUGAGCAGCAUGGAACCUUAACGGCCGUCUUCAAGAACCAGAUCGACUGGAUACCCCUCUCGACCGGAUCUGUGCGCCCGACUCAGGGCCGAACUCUCGCCAUAGCACAGGUGAAUGGCGGAUCGCAGUCCUUCAACACGGUUAAUUCGUUACGCAUACUCGGUCGAUGGAUGCGUAUGUUUGUGAUCCCGAACCAAAGUUCUAUACCCAUGGCAUACAAGCAGUUCACCGAGGAGGACGCUGGAAGCAGGCUCAUGCCUAGUGGUAACAGGGAUCGUCUUGUUGAUUGCAUGGAGGAGUUUGUCAAAUACACCAUCGUCACGCGUCCGCACUUUGACCUUUUCGGCGACCGGUAUAGCGAGAGAGAAGAGAAACGGGCGAAGCAAGCAAAAGAAGGCAGCAUACGAAAGAGAGGCUCCAAAGCAAGCUUGGACUAG
Molecule: messenger RNA, 909 nt
Organism: Alternaria alternata
Lineage: Eukaryota; Fungi; Ascomycota; Dothideomycetes; Pleosporales; Pleosporaceae
Product: arsenate resistance ArsH
Exons: 4
Coding region: 1-909 (302 amino acids)
Molecular function (GO): oxidoreductase activity
Source: RefSeq, a predicted model, not a curated record